This is a messenger RNA of Rotaria sp. Silwood1, 1398 nucleotides long. Lineage: Eukaryota; Metazoa; Rotifera; Eurotatoria; Philodinida; Philodinidae. The record is from the annotation of a GenBank genome assembly.
AUGCAACAAUACAGAUUUUUACUCCUCAUAAUUGUGUUUACCACUGGUUCAUCAGAAAUAUUUGGACAACAAUAUGAGUGGUCUGGCAACUAUCAAUGGUCCGAUGAUGAAUGUAAUCAAACACAAUGUUGUUGUCCGCAUGGAACAUUAUCUGUCAUUAGUAAUGAUACAUCAAUUGGAUUUAUUUCAAAUUUGCGUGGUCGAGAUUGUGAAAAGGAAACUUUCAAUAUAUGGGCACCAUAUCCGAGGGAUCUUAUUGAAGUUUUAGGAAGAUUAUUGGAUACAUCAAAUUGUGAUUCAAAAGCUACAAAAAUACAUGAUAAUUCUAGUGGUACUACUGUAACUAUAACAAAAUUCCAAUCCAUUAUAUCAACGGCUUCUCUAAUGCCGGCGAGCGUUACCACAAUCUCUGUUAAGCUUAAACAAGAAUAUGAAAAACAGCUGAACAACGAACGGACUGAACUUUAUCGAGGACAAUUAAUGUCAAAAGAAGAAGUCGAAACAUUGAAGAAAGCGCGCUACGAUCAUUUUAUAUAUAUAAAUAGUUUUUUUUCGACUACACCAGAUCGUGAUUUGGCCCUUAAUAUUUUUGCGGGAGCAGGUCAAACUAGUAGUGAUGAGAGAAAACAAUCUGUGCUAUUUGAGCUGAAAAUUGAUAAAGAAAAAACCAAAAAAGUCUAUGCGAAUACUCAACAUUUAAGUUCGGUGCCCGAUGAAAAUGAAACACUAUUUACCGUUGGUACCAUAUUUCAUAAAUAUGGCGAUGUUCAAUAUGACGAAGUUCAACAUGUUUCAAUUGUUCAACUACAACUGAUCAGUGACAAGGAGGCACAAGAUCUUUGUAGUGGCGGAUAUUUUACGAGUGAAUACGAUCGUAUUGGUAAUGCAACCUCAAUAUAUGCUCAAUUUAUUAAAGUUGGAUAUCUACUUCAAAAAUACACACAAAAUAAUUUUGAUUCGGUGAAAAAAUACUAUACGCUAUUCUAUCAAUUAUCACCGCUUAUCUGUCAUGCAGGUUUAGGUUACGUCACCAGUGAAACACGAGAGUUUGAUUUAGCGUGGGCACACCAAGAUGAAGCAUUACGAAUUUACAAAUCAUCGAAAGGGUUGCAUGAUUCACCUGAGAUUGAAUUUCUUAUUUAUGAUUGCCUUGGUCAAAGUUUUCGAAGAAGAAAAAUGUGGGAUUUAGCUUUAGAGUGCUAUACGAACAUAGCUCGAAUAGGUUUCAAUUUUUUUCUUCUUGGUCGUUCCGCUACACUACAUCGAUAUUUUGAUAUUGCACAAGAGUGUGAACAAGAUGGUCAGUCACAAUUAGCAAGUGAUUUGCUGGCAAAAUUGAAACUAGCUGAUCCCAAUUAUUAUUCGAAAAUCAUACAAGAAGCUCUUCAAGAAGCUUAA